CGGCAGCCCUGCUGAAGACUUCAUCUGCUCCUCCUUCUCCUCCUCGUCCCCGCCUCGUCCGUUUGGGAUUGAUAGUGGCCGCCAUGGAGAUAUCGGUAGGGCUCGAAUGCAUUGAAUCGGUCAAUGCAAGGCUUGUGGUCUACCCACAGGCGGCCCAGAAUCAAUCUGAACUCUCCAGCUGUGUCUACACCCGUAGCUACUCCAGUUGUUGAAGAGCCAACGCCUGCAACACCCGCCCCCGAUGCUGUAAAUGCGGAAGCAUCGACCUCAACGGUACCAGUCCAACCCGCGGACGUAGAAGCAACCUCGACAUCUGAACCCCGUCCUCCAGUAUCGAAUGGCAAACGACGGUCACGAGCCGGGCGGACUGGCGAGGAGAGCAACAAGAGGGUCAAGCUCUCGUCGCAGACGGGAGGAAGCAUAGCGAAGGACUACUCUCCACCCACUACACGAUUGGCGGACCUGGGCGGAGUGGACGCAUGCAUUGAGAAGAUGCUCGAGCUCGUCGCCAUGCCUCUCUGCCACCCCGAGAUCUACCUCCACACCGGUGUGCAGCCUCCGAGGGGUGUGUUGCUGCAUGGUCCACCAGGGUGCGGAAAGACGCUCUUGGCGCAUGCCAUUGCUGGGGAGCUUGGCGUACCCUUCAUCAGCAUAUCCGCUCCCUCUGUUGUCUCGGGAAUGUCAGGCGAGUCCGAAAAGACGCUGCGCGACACCUUCGAAGAGGCGAAGAGGGUCGCACCAUGUCUUCUCUUCAUCGACGAGAUUGACGCCAUUACGCCCAAACGCGAGAGCGCGCAACGCGAGAUGGAAAGACGGAUAGUCGCUCAGUUUCUGACGUGCAUGGAUGAUAUGUCCUGGGAUAAGACGGAUGGCAAACCUAUUAUUGUAAUCGGUGCGACCAACCGGCCAGACUCGCUGGAUGCCGCUCUCCGCAGAGCGGGCCGCUUUGACCAUGAGAUCAGCAUGGGUGUACCAGACGACGAAGCGCGAGCGCAAAUUCUGCGUGUUCUAUGCUCAAAGUUAAGGCUUGAAGGCGACUUCGAUUAUCUUGCGCUUGCAAAGGCGACCCCGGGCUAUGUCGGCGCAGACCUGACAGCGCUUACCGGGGCCGCUGGCAUCGUAUCUGUGAAGCGCAUCUUCCAGCAGAUUUCGGACGGGACACUGGUGCUCCCGGAAGACAUACAGCAGCAGCUCGCGUCCAUAGACGGAGACGUCACAAUGCAAGUAGACGUGCCUGCUGCUGAGGUCGAGCCCCAGGCUCUCACCGCCCAAGGCAAACCCAUUCCCUUCGCGAACAUCGAGCUUUCGACGCCCGCCGCCUCCUCCAUCCUGGACUUCCUCCGCGCGCACCCCUUCCCCCUAACUCCUGCCCAGCUCUCCCCGCUCUGCAUCACCUCCGCGGACUUCCACGCCGCGCUGAAGCAUGUGCAGCCGUCGGCGAAACGUGAGGGUUUCGCGACCGUCCCGGACGUGACCUGGGCCGACGUUGGCGCGCUGCACGCGACGCGCGAGGAGCUGCACAUGGCGAUCGUACAGCCGAUCAGACGGCCUGAGCUGUUCAGGAGCGUCGGCGUGGAGCAGGCGUGCGGCGUGCUGUUGUGGGGCCCGCCGGGGUGCGGGAAGACCCUCCUAGCGAAGGCAGUUGCGAACGAGAGCAGGGCGAACUUCAUCAGCGUGAAGGGUCCGGAGCUGUUGAACAAGUACGUCGGCGAGAGCGAGCGCGCGGUGCGCCAAGUCUUCUCGCGCGCGCGUGCGUCCGCGCCGUGCGUGAUCUUCUUCGACGAGCUCGAUGCGCUCGUGCCGCGGCGGGACGACGCGCUCUCCGAGUCGUCUGCGCGCGUCGUGAACACGCUCCUCACCGAGCUCGACGGCCUCGACGCGCGCCGCGCCGUGUACGUUAUCGCAGCCACUAACCGCCCCGACAUGAUCGACCCCGCGAUGUGCCGCCCCGGCCGGCUCGACAAGCUUCUGUACGUCGACCUGCCCAGCGCAGAGGAGCGCGGUGAGAUUGUCAGGACGCUUGUGCGGAAGGUGCCGCUUGGAGACGAGGCGGAGAGGGCGGAGGUGGAGAGGAUGGUGAGGGAGAGGGAGAGGGGUACAGCGGGGCGGACCUGGCAGCGGUUGUAA
This is a messenger RNA of Fomitopsis serialis, 2127 nucleotides long. Its product is annotated as P-loop containing nucleoside triphosphate hydrolase protein. Gene Ontology annotation, cellular component: nucleus. The transcript is spliced from 6 exons. The record is from RefSeq and is a predicted model, not a curated record. Bases 124 to 2127 code for a protein of 667 amino acids. Gene Ontology annotation, biological process: ribosome biogenesis. Gene Ontology annotation, molecular function: ATP binding; RNA binding; preribosome binding. NCBI's taxonomy places the organism in Eukaryota, Fungi, Basidiomycota, Agaricomycetes, Polyporales, Fomitopsidaceae.